CCGCUAUAUAAGCGUGCGCGGGGUCCUGCGGCGCUCGCUCGCGCUCGGGGAGGCUGAGGCGACGGCAGUAGCGGGAGAAGGAGGCGCAGCAGCAGCAACGAUGGCGGAUUUCGACUCUUACGACGAUCGGGCCUACAGCAGCUUCGGAGGCGGCCGCGGGUCUCGCGGUGGUUCUGGCCUUGGCCCCCGUAAACAGAAAGAGCUUCCAACAGAGCCCCCCUUCACUGCAUAUGUUGGCAACCUUCCCUUCAACACAGUCCAGGGAGACAUUGAUGCCAUCUUUAAGGAUCUCAGCGUAAGGAGCGUCCGGUUAGUCAGAGACAAAGAGACAGAUAAAUUUAAAGGAUUUUGUUAUGUAGAAUUUGACGAGGUCGAAUCACUUAAAGAAGCUCUGACCUACGAUGGAGCACUUAUGGGCGACCGAUCCCUCCGAGUGGACAUCGCCGAAGGCAGGAAGCAAGAUAAAGGCGGUUUUGGCUUCAGGAAAGGUGGCGGCCCGGAAGACAGAGGCAUGGGCAGUGGUCCGCGGGAAUCGCGAGGAGGUGGAUGGGAUUCCAGAGAUGACUUCAAUUCUGGUAGCUUCAGAGAUGACGACUUCCUGGGAGGCCGGGGCCGGACGCGUCCCGGAGACCGGCGAGGGGGCGCUCCCCCCAUGGGAGGCACUGGCCGCUUCCGAGAGGGACCUCCCAUGCGUGGAUCUGCCAUGGACUUCCGAGAGCCCACAGAAGAGGAGCGCGCCCAACGGCCCCGACUGCAGCUCAAGCCCCGGACGGUCGCGACGCCCCUCAACCAAGUCGCCAACCCCAAUUCUGCCAUCUUUGGCGGCGCCAAGCCCCGGGAGGAAGUCGUCAAAGGAGAGCAGGAAUGAGCCGGAGGGGUUGCGGGCGAGCGAGCGAAGGAGGAGCGUGCCGGGGAAAGGGGGAGGGGGGCGCUGGGGGGGGGCGGGAGGAAGCAAGCACCAGGCCAGCGCCUCCUCCUCCUCCUCCUCGGCUGUCCUCGGAACAUUUCACCCUGCGGCCACCAUUCCUGCCAUCCGACACCAUUGUCCUCCUCGAAACAGAAAUGGGUAAAACAAAACAAAAAAGAAAGAAAAUAUCAAACAAAACAAACCAGAGCUUGUGAAUGCAUGUCAGCUGUUAACAAGUGGUUUUAUUUUAGUACGUCCUUGGCUUUGCUGUAUCUAGUGCCUGCCUUGUCUUUCUCCCGCCUUCUCUUUCUCCAGUGUUUCCGCCCUUCUUUCCGGGCACCGUUUCCGUGCCCUUCCUCCCUCCCUCUGCAUGGCCAUGUCCAGGACCCCGGCCGAGGGGAACGGGCUUCAAACACCUCAAACCCCGAUACGAGGACACCUUCAUGCCGUGGGAGAUCUAGAAUCACUCGCUUUUUGCCCACUCCCUUUAAAAGGUUUCAAUGAGCAAAUGAGAGCAAUUGGAGACCCACAGGCUUUUCCAGACCACUUUUGUGCCUCACAUUGCCUCUUCCUCUCGCUCUUAUUUUCACCUUCCGUUCCAUUUUUUCUCUCUCAAUUGGGGCUCUCUUUGACGCUCCCAUUCAGACAAUUUUAUGGUGGAAAUAUAGGUUAUUUUCUCAAUCUUUUUUAGCUGCUCCUUCCUGGCCUAGAACGGUAUUGUGAUCCCGGGGAGUCACAAAAAAUUAUCGCCCUUCGCUGUCGAAAGAGUUGGCGAUCUCCGCUUAAAUCCGAUGGCUGAGGAACCUGGGCUUUGUAGUUUAGCUGUAGUUUAAAGGCCCCUCCUUAAACUGCACAUCCCAGCAUUCUGCAAGAGGCAGAAAGUGGGAUCGGAAAGAAAGAGUCGGGUGGCAACGUAAAGAUGAUCACCCUUUGCUGUCGAAAGAGUUAGUGAUCCCACUUUAAAUCCCAUGGCUGUUUCCUGAAGAAACCUGGGCUUUGUAUUACCUGUAGUUUAAAAGUCCCUCUCUAAACUACACAUCCCAGCAUUCUACAGGAGACCGGCAUAGGAUUUAAAGUGGGAUCGCAACUCUUUUCACCGUGAAUUGUGAUCAUCUUGGUUGGAUCCCAUUGCUAGGAGAUCCAGUGUUUUUUCCCCCAUGUAAAAUAGCAGGCAAGUCAUCCUUUUCUCUUUAAAAUAAAGGACACCCGCAGUGAAAAUAGUCCUAAUUUGAAUAGGGCUGAUAAUAGCCCGAUGGACAGAACAGUUUGAUCAAAUCUUAAGCGUCUCUCUUCUUCUUCUUCCCUUUGUCUUUUAUGUCUGUUCCUCAAGAAUAAGAACCAUUUGUCUGACGCUCCUUUUCCUUUUAAGACAUGCCUUGUGUGUCUGUGUGGUUGUGUCCCAGCACCGAAUCCCAUCAAAGAACCUCUCUUCUGUUUUAAAUAAAACGACAGUGCAGAAGAGUCGAGAUUUUAAGAAGAGCAAACGACAAAACAAAACCAGGCUUCCCAUCCGAGACUCACUGAAUGGUCUUUUGGUUUGUUGGUUUGUUUUUUUUUCUUCAAUGUGUAAAACUUCCAAACACUGAACACAUCAUUCUGCUUUCAUGACAAAAAGUCAAAAAAAAAUUUAUGGAUAUGGUAUUUUGUGAAUGAUCUUUUAAAUAAAGAAAACAUUAAGUAAGA
Messenger RNA from Anolis carolinensis (green anole), 2590 nucleotides. RefSeq names its product eukaryotic translation initiation factor 4H (gene eif4h). Gene Ontology annotation, molecular function: RNA binding. Lineage: Eukaryota; Metazoa; Chordata; Lepidosauria; Squamata; Anolidae. The record is from RefSeq and is a predicted model, not a curated record. The transcript has 7 exons. The coding region runs from base 101 to 868 and encodes 255 amino acids.